Molecule: messenger RNA, 1303 nt
Organism: Pollicipes pollicipes
Lineage: Eukaryota; Metazoa; Arthropoda; Thecostraca; Pollicipedomorpha; Pollicipedidae
Product: histone acetyltransferase KAT2B
Exons: 8
Coding region: 129-1259 (376 amino acids)
Biological process (GO): positive regulation of transcription by RNA polymerase II; chromatin remodeling
Cellular component (GO): ATAC complex
Molecular function (GO): histone H3 acetyltransferase activity; protein binding
Source: RefSeq, a predicted model, not a curated record
AGGAGCCGGCGGCGGCGCGCCGACGGCCGGAGAAGCGCACCGCCGAGGACGACGAGGAGCGCGCCGUCAAGCGGCCCCGGCCCGACGAGGACGUCGACCCCGACCUCGUCCGACAGAUCCUCGAGAGCAUGGAGGACCCCAAACGGCUGGCCGGCCAGGAGUCGCUGUUUUCGGAGAACGCGGCCCGCGACGAGGCGGCCAAGGCCGAGGAGCGCGCCGGCCACAUCAGCUUCCACGUGGUCGGCAACUCGCUCAGCCAGAAGGUCAGCAAGACCACCAUGCUGUGGCUAGUCGGCCUGCAGAACGUCUUCUCGCACCAGCUGCCCCGCAUGCCCAAGGAAUACAUCACGCGGCUUGUCUUCGACCCGAAGCACCGGACGCUGGCGCUGGUGAAGAACAACCGGCCGAUCGGCGGCAUCUGCUUCCGCAUGUUCCCCAGCCAGGGCUUCACCGAGAUCGUGUUCUGCGCCGUCACCAGCAACGAGCAGGUCAAGGGCUACGGCACGCACCUCAUGAACCACCUGAAGGACUACCACAUCCGCCACGGAGUGCACCACUUCCUCACCUUCGCCGACGAGUUCGCGGUCGGUUACUUCAAGAAGCAGGGCUUCAGCAAGGAGAUCAAGCUGAACCGGAAGAAGUACGUGGGCUACAUCAAGGACUACGAGGGCGCCACGCUAAUGGGCUGCGAGCUGUCGCCCCGCAUCAUCUACCGCCAGUUCAGCUCCGUCAUCAGGAAACAGAAGGAGAUUAUCAAGCGGCUGAUCGAGAACCGACAGGCAUCCAUCCGCAAGGUGCACCCGGGCCUAACGUGCUUCAAGGAGGGUGUACAGGGCAUACCGAUCGAGUGCAUACCAGGGAUUCGGGAGGCCGGCUGGAAGUCGCCGGAGAAGUCUGCGCGCGUCACACGCAAUUCGGACGACCUGGGUAACGCCGAGCUACUGCAGGGCACGUUCCGCACCCUGCUGCAGAACAUGCGCCAGCACAGCGCCGCCUGGCCGUUCCUCUCGCCUGUCGACCCUACCGACGUGCCCGACUACUACGAGUUCAUCAAGUACCCGAUGGAUCUGGAGACGAUGUCGAAGCGGUUGAAGAACAAGUACUACUGCAACAAGCGGCUGUUCAUUGCCGACGCCACGCGCAUCUUCACAAACUGCCGCAUGUACAACGACCCAGACACCGAGUACUACCGCUGCAGCGUCACCCUCGAGAAGUACUUCCACAACCGGCUGAAGGAGGCCGGACUGACGGACAAGUGAGCGGCCUUGGUGCCGCGCGCGGCCCACCGGGGCGGGCGCUGAGU